Brassicogethes aeneus is the source of this 1278-nucleotide messenger RNA. The record is from the annotation of a GenBank genome assembly. NCBI's taxonomy places the organism in Eukaryota, Metazoa, Arthropoda, Insecta, Coleoptera, Nitidulidae.
GUUUGAUCAAUAUUAACAACCAUUUUAGGUUUAAGUUUAGUAAAAAAUUAUUUGUUUAAAAAUGCGCCUCGCAUUUUGCACGGAUUUGGAUAAAAGUGUAGUGGUUUUUAACUGUGAAAAAAGAGGUUGGACGCAAGUUGGACCAGUGGACGACUGGAAUGUUUAUUGGGCUGGAACACAAACAUGCAGAAGUUUGUUCAGUGUUGACAGUGGAUAUCGAAUGAAUGAUAAUCAGAUUAUAAAUCAUUUCCCAAAUCACUAUGAAAUCUCAAGAAAAGACUUACUAGUCAAAAACAUAAAAAGAUACAGGAGAGACCUGGAAAAAGAAGGCAACAAUCUGGCCGAACGUGGAGAUUCGAAAUACUUGCAUUUGGACUUUAUACCGGUUACUUUUGUGCUACCAGCAGACUACAACAUGUUUGUGGAAGAAUACAGAAAAGCCCCGCAAAGUACAUGGAUUAUGAAACCCUGCGGAAGAUCACAAGGAUCGGGAAUAUUUUUAAUUAACAAACUAUCCAAACUCAAAAGGUGGUCUAGGGAGUCCAAAAGUCCAUUUCAGCAGCAGCUCACCAAAGAAAGCUACGUGAUAUCAAAAUACAUUGACAAUCCUCUGCUUAUAGGAGGCAAAAAAUUCGAUUUAAGGCUAUACGUUUUGGUGACCUCAUUUAGACCUUUAAAGGCCUACCAAUUUAAAUUAGGUUUCUGCAGGUUUUGCACAGUAAAGUACGAUUCCAGUGUUACCAAAUUAGACAAUAUUUAUGUGCAUUUGACCAACGUGUCUGUUCAAAAACACGGGGGUGAAUAUAAUUCAAUGCACGGCGGAAAAUUAAGCGUGGAAAAUUUGCGAAUUCACCUGGAAAGUACACGAGGAAAACAAGUGACAGACACGCUGUUCAAUCAAAUAAGCUGGUUGAUAAUACAUUCCCUAAAAGCUAUAGCACCUGUCAUUGCCACCGAUAGGCAUUGUUUUGAGUGUUACGGUUACGACAUUAUCAUAGAUAAUAACUUGAAACCGUGGUUAAUUGAAGUGAAUGCCUCGCCUUCAUUGACAUCAACUACUGCCAACGAUAGAAUUUUAAAGCACAAACUUAUAGACAACAUUUUUAAUGUUGUCAUACCACCAAGUGGUGUUCCAGACGUAAGGUGGAAUAAAAUUCCCAGUCCUGAAUCAUUGGGCGAUUUUGAGUUAUUAAUCGAUGAAGACGUUAUUAAUAAUUCCGAAUUAGAAAAUAUGAAUAAUGGUAAAACAUCAUCAAAAUGGAAAUAAAAGUUUUAAGC